This is a messenger RNA of Lodderomyces pseudojiufengensis, 903 nucleotides long. RefSeq lists its product as uncharacterized. The transcript has a single exon. The record is from RefSeq and is a predicted model, not a curated record. Bases 1 to 903 code for a protein of 300 amino acids. Gene Ontology annotation, molecular function: protein disulfide isomerase activity. Gene Ontology annotation, cellular component: endoplasmic reticulum. Lineage: Eukaryota; Fungi; Ascomycota; Pichiomycetes; Serinales; Debaryomycetaceae. Gene Ontology annotation, biological process: protein folding.
AUGUUGAUUACGCUAAUAAUAUUUGCACUUGUAUUCAAUCUCACGAUUUCAUAUUUACCUACCAAAGACUAUAUCAUAGAAUUCAAUGAUUCAUCAAUAACCCAAACUCUAGAAAAGCUGGAAUUUUCCUUGGUUUAUUUCUACUCAGAUACAUGUAAAUUUUGUCAACAUUUUGAACCAGUUUUUGAGAAUUUAUGCGUCUUGUAUAAUGGGAUUGAUAGUGAAAAAUCUAAAUUUCAGAUACUUGCCGUAAAUGCCUUACAAAAUAAAAGAUUGAGUCAAUUGUUUCAAAUACAACAUUAUCCUUCGAUAAAGCUCCUAGAGUAUUCAAGUAAAAAGAUAAUACCCUUUGAGUAUGAUCGAGAUUUACAAAUCCUAAUAAACUUUAUCGAGCAUCACGUAUCAGUUCAGCCGAAAUAUGAUAAUUUUGUAUCUAAAAUACAUGAUUUCGAGGACUUGAAAACGUUGGGAAAGAGCAAGUCUAACAAAAUUAUUAUUUUUGCUAUGUCAUUCUUGGACGAAUGGCAAGACAUUCACUUUCCUGCUCAUUUUCUACAGAACUUGGCAAUAAAGUAUCCUGAGGUAGAAUUCACUGUUGUAUUGGGUGACAAAAUUAAUGAUUCUUCGGUCUUACAAAUUUUUGGAGUAAGCAACUUUCCCAGUGCAAUUUAUUUAAGAAAUGGGAGCUUCAAAAGUCUAAAUACGAAAUCUCAAGACACUUUAAAGUAUGGAGAACUUGAUGAAGCACAAUUGAUCAAAUUUAUUGAAAAUAUUGAAAAUAAUGAUUCCAAUUGGAAUAAUCAGCGAAAUGUUGAAGACAUGACUGAUAUUGAUCACACAAUACUGAUUCAACGAGUCGAUGAUUAUGAUGAUGAUGACAUAUUAGAUCAUAUAGAGCUAUAG